CUCUCACGCCCGGUUCCCGGAAAACCUGCACCCCGUGGAGCCCCAGGAGAGUCGGGCCAUGCAGGAGCCGCUGCUGCGGGCCGACGGCCCGGACUAUGACACCUUCUCUGAGAAUUCGCCCUCGUCCCCGGGAGAGAGGACGCAGAAUGGGACCCCGCACAACAGGAGGCUGGUCCUGGCCGUCUUUGCUGCUGUGCUGGGCAACUUCACUUUUGGCUACGCCCUGGUCUAUACGUCCCCUGUCAUUCCGGCCCUGGAGAUCUCAGCAGACCCAGCCUUGCGGCUCAACACGCUACAGGCUUCCUGGUUUGGGGCCAUCUUCACCCUUGGUGCGGCUGCGGGUGGCCUCAGCGCGAUGGUUCUCAACGACUUCCUGGGCCGCAAACUUAGCAUCAUGUUCUCGGCAGUGCCCUCGGCCACCGGCUACAUCCUUAUGGCGAGUGCACAAGGCCGCGUAAUGCUCCUGUUGGGACGCAUGCUCACAGGCUUCGCAGGGGGCCUCACUGCUGCCUGCAUCCCUGUAUAUGUGUCUGAGAUCGCGCCCCCUGGUGUCCGUGGGGCUCUAGGGGCCACGCCUCAGCUCAUGGCUGUAUUCGGAUCCUUGUCACUCUAUGGCUUGGGCCUCCUGCUGCCGUGGCGCUGGCUGGCAGUGGCAGGCGAAGGCCCAGUGCUGCUCAUGGUCCUGCUGCUCAGUGUCAUGCCCAACUCCCCGCGCUUUCUGCUGACUCGGGGCCGGGAUGAGGAGGCGCUGCGUGCCCUGAGCUGGCUAAGGGGAGCCCAGGCCGACGUGAGCUCCGAGUUCCAGCAGAUCCAAGACAACGUGCAGAGACAGAGCAGCCCCCUCUCGUGGGCCGAGGUGCGGGACCCCCAGGUGUGCCGGCCCAUCGCCAUUGCAGUCCUGAUGCGACUUCUGCAGCAGCUGACGGGCGUAACGCCCCUUCUGGUCUACCUGCAGCCCAUCUUCGAGAACAUGAACGUGCUGCUGGCCCCUAAGAAUGAUGCAGCCAUCGUGGGGGCUGUGCGGCUCUUCUCUGUGCUGGUUGCCGCCCUCACCCUGGACUUCGCUGGCCGCAAGUCACUACUGUUUGUGUCUGCAACCAUCAUGUUUGCUGCCAACCUGACCUUGGGCCUCUACGUUCACUUCAACCCCAGGCAGCUGAGCCCCAACAGCACUGUGGGCCUUGAGACCGAGUCACUGGGGGCCUCCUCCAGUGCCCUCAGCCUGGUGCCAUUGCUGGCUGCCAUGUUCUUCAUCAUGGGCUACGCAAUGGGCUGGGGGCCCAUCACCUGGCUCCUCAUGUCAGAGAUCCUACCCCUGCGGGCUCGUGGCACGGCAUCAGGACUAUGUGUACUUGUCAGCUGGCUCACGGCCUUUGCACUCACCAUGGCCUUCGAGUGGGUAAUGAGAAACUUGAGCCUGCAAGUGCCCUUCUUCUUCUUUGCUGCCAUCUGCUUGGUCAACCUGGUAUUCACGGGCUGCUGUGUGCCCGAGACCAGGGGCCGGACUCUGGAGCAGAUUGAGUCCUUCUUCCGGACUGGGCGCCGCUCCUUCCUGCAGUAGGGGAGGCUGAGCCUGCACCUCCAGGGUAGCAGAAACCGCCUGAUGCUGGGGAUAGCACUGCCCUCACCUCAUGAAGCAGGUGCCAUAUAGGUGUGGCCCUGCCCAGUAUUACCCACAUCCAGGCCAGACUCUGCCCUGGACUCCUGUCCCUAUAAACUAUUGUCACUCGAUUUGUAAAAUAAAGAACUGGGCUGUGGCCUGGAGGCCGGAGCACCAGGAGAGGAAA
Molecule: messenger RNA, 1787 nt
Organism: Suncus etruscus (white-toothed pygmy shrew)
Lineage: Eukaryota; Metazoa; Chordata; Mammalia; Eulipotyphla; Soricidae
Gene: SLC2A6
Product: solute carrier family 2 member 6
Exons: 10
Coding region: 59-1561 (500 amino acids)
Biological process (GO): transmembrane transport
Cellular component (GO): membrane
Molecular function (GO): transmembrane transporter activity
Source: RefSeq, a predicted model, not a curated record